AUGAAAGAAUUUCUGGCAGAUCAAUCGGAAUCGUCGAUUGACGGUAGCAAUAUAGAAAUUACGCAAGUUUCUCUAUUUUGUUUGCAGAUCGCACUUGCAGAAGUUUGGAAAUCAUACGGAAUCCAGCCGGCUGCCGUCAUCGGUCACAGUAUGGGCGAAGUUGCGGCAGCUUAUAUCUCAGGUGCGCUGAGUCUGCGCGAUGCCGUCAAAGUUAUUUUGAUCCGCAGCAGAUUACUGCAAAGUGCCACGCAAAAAGGCGCGAUGGUGGCAAUCGAAUCACCCGUUGAAGAAAUCAUUCCUGAAAUACAGAAAAACAGCGAUCUUUUAGGGAUAGCGGCUUGCAACAGCACAUCGUCAACCGUUGUUUCGGGUGAUGCCGACGCAGUUGCCGAAUUGGCUUCCAAACUUGAGGAACGCGGCAUUAUGUGUCGGCUUCUGCGCACGACGGGCGUUGCGGGGCACAGUCCGCAAGUCAAGCCGCAAAGAGUUUUGUUGGUCGAAGCGUUAAAUGAUCUUCAUCCGCAACCU
Molecule: messenger RNA, 528 nt
Organism: Lymnaea stagnalis (great pond snail)
Lineage: Eukaryota; Metazoa; Mollusca; Gastropoda; Lymnaeidae
Source: the annotation of a GenBank genome assembly